Messenger RNA from Nothobranchius furzeri (turquoise killifish), 2630 nucleotides. RefSeq names its product retinol dehydrogenase 12. NCBI's taxonomy places the organism in Eukaryota, Metazoa, Chordata, Actinopteri, Cyprinodontiformes, Nothobranchiidae. The record is from RefSeq and is a predicted model, not a curated record.
CCGUGAGAUGUGAAACACUAGCAGCAGGCGGAGUGUUUGUGUGUGAGUGUGUGCAUUUGUGCAAGUGUGUGUGUGCAUGAGUGUAUGUGUGUGUGCGUGUGUGUGUGUGUGGUGGUGAUAAGCACAAAAGCCAACGGCUGAACUGUUCACACUGAACGCUGAAGGAGUGGUGUGAUUUAAGGACACAUGUUUUAAUUUUCCUGAAGUCGCUCUUCUAUCCUACAGUGGAGAUUAACUUCUUUAUGAGGAAUAAUGUUCUGCAGGGGUAUGUGCUGCAACCACUGGUCAUCUGAGGAGAGGUUAGAUGGAAAAACGGUCAUCAUCACCGGAGCAAACACUGGGAUUGGAAAAGAAACAGCCAGGGAUCUGGCAAAGAGAGGCGCUCGCAUCAUCAUGGCAUGCAGAGACCUGGAGAGGGCAGAAGAGGCGAGGACCGAUAUUUUGGAGGACACUGGAAACGAGAAUCUGGUCAUCAAGAAACUGGAUCUGUCUGAUAGCAAGUCCAUCCGAGCCUUCGCUGAAUCCAUCAACAAAGAGGAGAAACAAGUGAAUAUACUGAUCAACAACGCUGGAAUCAUGAUGUGUCCCUACUCCAAAACAGUCGACGGGUUCGAAAUGCAGUUGGGCGUCAAUCAUCUGGGUCACGUCCUGCUCACCUACCUGCUGCUUGACCUCAUCAAGAGGUCAGCUCCUGCACGUAUAAUUGUUGUGGCCUCGGUGGCCCACAAAUGGACCGGGCUUCGAAUAGAUGACAUCAACAGUGAGCAGAGCUAUGAUACCAUGAAGGCCUAUGGUCAAAGCAAACUGGCCAACGUCAUGUUUGCGCGCUCUCUUGCUGAGCGGUUACGAGGUACAGGGGUGAGUGUCUUUUCUCUGCACCCGGGCGUAGUACGGUCUGAUUUGUGGAGGCACCAAAACCUGUGUAUCCGAAUAUCCAUGAAGAUCUUUGUACUGUGCAGUAAGACAGCCGUGCAGGGAGCGCAGACGACCAUCUUCUGCGCCGUGGAGCCAGGUCUGGAGAGCCUGAAUGGAGUGUAUUUCAGUGACUGCGCUCCUGCGAUGUGCUCGAGGAUUGCUGUUGAUGAUGACCUCGCCCAGAAGCUGUGGGACAUCAGCUGCAACAUGCUCAACAUCACCUGGCAGUGAAUGGAUCAUCCAUGUGAACAUCACCUCUCAUCAACAACAUUAUGAACUUUCACAGAUCUUUUCUUUGGAAAAUGCUCUCUAAUGACUCCAAAACUCUUUAGACGGCUUCAAAUGCCUUCUUUUUUUGUUUCGUCAAGGAUACUGUAUGGACUCUGUUGUGCUCAAAACGAAUCAAUGGGGAGAAAUCCAAAAUAUAACUCUAUUGAAGAAUUUUCUCCUUAAUUAUGGUAUUUUUGCUCAGUAGGUUUUAUGUCCAGAGAGCAAAUGGUACUCUGUCAUGAGGAAAAAAAGUAUCAUCUAAUCAUAAUUUUGCUCCAAAUCAACAGAAGAAAAAGACAAAAGAAAUAGUCUUUCUUUGUGCAAGUUCAUUUGACAAUUCAUCUUUUUCUCCUAUUGGGUCCUACUUACUGGUCAUAGAUUACACUUUCAUCAUCAUUUUGUUGUCGUUUCUUACAGUAGAUGUGCAUGUCUCAGUUCUUUUUAAAGCUUUUUAAUCCCACUGUGGCCUUGUGAUGAAAGUGUUGUGUUUCAUAUUCCUCUCAUUUAUCCAAACAAGCUUAAGAUCUUUCCAGUUUGGCCUUGCCCGUGUGCAGCUACACCCACUGCAAGUAUUUAUAACAACAGCCCAACACUUGGGUGCUUAGCACACUUGGAGGACAGAAUCGGAUGCUUUUCUGUUACCUUUUCUGUGACAGGAGCAGUUGCCGGGUGUAAUCACACUGAGCCUUUACAGCCUCGAGAUAUGUUUCAUUAUGGCAUGAAAUUAUAACAAUAGCACUUGUGUGUUAGCUAGCACUAGUUAGCUAGUGUGUUAGCUAGUGUGCUAGCACUUCUUGUUAUCUGUAUUUAGGUGGUACUAAUGUGUGCUUCUGGUUGAUAUCUUCAGAUUAAGUGACUGAAUUUUGUGACAUCAUUGUUGAUUUUUUAAAUAACAAACAUAUUAAAAUGCCACAAAAAAAACAAAAAAAAACACACACAUUAUUCAAGCUGAUUGCACAAAAAUGCCAGAAGGAAACUGCUGAUCUUAAUCUUAGUCACACGAGUUAUUAUUACCUUAGGAAUGUGGCAUAAUCCAGAGGAAUGACUUAUUUUUCUGCUGCUUGCAAAAGAUCCUAACAAAGAAAUGCGAUAUAAGAGGAGUAGAAAAACAAAGGACUCUGAAAUAUUUUGUUGUUAUUUAACAAAGUUUAUCUGCAGAAAAAACAGGCCGGUUUGGUAUUAAUGUCUUGUUCUGCUGCUUCGUAUGUGCUUAAAGUUUCUUCGUAAGCAAGAUUUUACAAGCUUUUUUUUUCAAGAUUCUCUUCAAUAAAGGUUUUUGUACAUUAGACAACAUUUCUAUAUUUAAUUUAUAUAAAUAAGAUGCAGCUUACAAUUUUCCUAGAUUUUUGUCAAUUUUUUCUGCCCUGUAAUAAAUUUGAAACUAUGUGUUAUUUUGAAAUUAAAGGUUAAAGGUUGUUUAAAAUUAAACAUAUUCCUGAGUUGAC